AUGUCUCCUCAAACGCUGACGAAACGACUGCAAAUCAGAUGCCAAGCUCGGCGAACACAUCAACAGCCACCUGAUCAAUCACCACACAUGUUCAACACGGAUCCUCCACUGCCGUACAACCAUGACUUAUUUGAAAGCAUUAUUGUAAAGAAAAGAAUAAAAGUGGAUGGGGGAGGGAAUUACCGAAAUUUUCCGUGGUUAGCUUUUGACCGUUCGUAUCGUGCGCAUCAUCAUCAACGACAGCAUGACAUCAGUGCUCAACACCAAUGCUUCACUGCCGUACAGCCAUGA
This is a messenger RNA of Opisthorchis viverrini, 291 nucleotides long. RefSeq lists its product as hypothetical. The transcript has 3 exons. The record is from RefSeq and is a predicted model, not a curated record. The coding region runs from base 1 to 291 and encodes 96 amino acids. NCBI's taxonomy places the organism in Eukaryota, Metazoa, Platyhelminthes, Trematoda, Opisthorchiida, Opisthorchiidae.